This is a messenger RNA of Dictyostelium purpureum, 1197 nucleotides long. RefSeq lists its product as uncharacterized. Bases 1 to 1197 code for a protein of 398 amino acids. The transcript has 3 exons. NCBI's taxonomy places the organism in Eukaryota, Evosea, Eumycetozoa, Dictyosteliales, Dictyosteliaceae. The record is from RefSeq and is a predicted model, not a curated record.
AUGAAUGAAAUAAUUGAAGAUAAUAAUAAUAUAAAAAAUAGUAUUGAAAAUACUAUAGAAAAUAAUGAAAAAAAAGAAAAUAAUCAAAAUAAUGAAAACAAAAGAGAUGAUAAUAAUAUGGAUCAUAUUUUAAAUAAUAAUGAAGAAAAAAGAUUUCAAAUUAAAUUAGAUAAAGGGCCUUUAUUAAAUGAAAAAGGUGAAGUAAUUCAAAGUGGAUACUCUACCAACUUUAUGAAAGAAUAUAAUAGACAUGACAUUAAAGCUAGUUCAUGGAGAAUAAAAGAAUGGGAUUAUUAUUUUAUAACAAAUGGUAAAAUUGGAUUAGCAUUAACAUUUGGUGAUAUUGGGUAUAUAGGAAAUGCAAGUGUAACAUUUUUUAAUUUUAAUCAAGAUUCUCCAUCAUACAAAACUAAAGGAGAUUUGGCAGUAUUUCCAUUUGGUAAAUUUAACUUUCCCAAGACACCACUUGAAGGUUCGAUUGAAUUCAACUCUAAAAAGAUUUCAUUAAGAUUCGAUAAUAAUGGUACUGUUAGAACUCUGGUUUGCAAGUGUCCCAAUUUUGAUGGAAACAACAAUGAAAUCAUUUGUAACAUUACACUAACCGAAUUCCCUAGAGACUCAAUGGUUAUUGUAACUCCUUUUAAAUAUCACGAGCAUGCAUUUUAUUAUAAUUGUAAAAUCAAUACAAUGGUUGCUGCUGGUGAAAUUAAAAUUGGUCAAGAAACACAUCUAUUUGAUCCAAACGACUCUUUAGCAGUUUUAGAUUGGGGUCGUGGUGUCUGGCCCUAUUCAGAAGUUUGGUAUUGGGGAUCAUUAUCAUGUUAUUUAGAUGAUGGAAGGAAAUUUGGAUUUAAUAUAGGUUAUGGAUUUGGUAAUACAAAAAAUGCAUCUGAAAACAUGGUAUUUUUAGAUGGUAUAGCACACAAAUUAGAUGAGGUGGAGUUUAUAAUACCAAAGUUUAAAAAUGGUAAAGAAGAUUAUAUGACCCCUUGGAAGUUUACAUCGAAUGAUAAAAGACUGGAAAUGGAUUUUAAACCAAUAAUAAAUCGUUGUGAUCAUCAAAACUAUUUAAUUAUCCAAAGUAGUGCAAACCAAGUGUUUGGUUUAUUCUCAGGUGUUGCAAUUUUAGAUGAUGGUACCAAAAUUGAAUUCCACAAUAAAUUGGGUUUUGCUGAAAAAGUUGCAAAUAGGUGGUAA